This is a messenger RNA of Tribolium castaneum (red flour beetle), 2448 nucleotides long. RefSeq lists its product as uncharacterized. The record is from RefSeq and is a predicted model, not a curated record. NCBI's taxonomy places the organism in Eukaryota, Metazoa, Arthropoda, Insecta, Coleoptera, Tenebrionidae. The coding region runs from base 107 to 2296 and encodes 729 amino acids. The transcript is spliced from 6 exons.
AAAAGAGGGGAUAGAAAGCCAUAGUGCAAAGUUUUGACACAAAUCCCCCAAGAAAUAUAAAUACAACCCGAGCCUCCAUCCACUAUCAGUCGUAAACACACCCAAUAUGAAGCUUCAAAGUGCACUGGUUUUGGUUCUGGGUUUGGUGCUAGUCUCAGCCGCCGAGGAAAAGAAGGAAAAAACCGAAAAAGCCGCCGAGAAAAAGGACAAGAGGGGCCUUUUCGACCUCGGCUACGGCUACGGGGGCGGCCAUGAGCUCGGGGGUGGCAUCGAAUUCGGUCACGGGAUCGGUGGUUUCGGGGGCGGUAUCGAGGAACACGGCCAUGUGAAGCACGUGACCAUCACUAAAGAGAUCCCGGUUCCAGUACCACAUCCAGUACCCUAUCCAGUGGUCAAGAAAAUUGCAGUUCCGUACCCCGUCAAAGUGGCCGUGCCUGUUGACCGCCCAUACCCCGUCCAUGUACCCAAACCAUACCCCGUCCCUGUCGAAAAACCCGUUCCCUACCCGGUCGAGAAACCAGUACCUUACCCAGUUAAAGUACCAGUCAAGGUACCAGUACCAGUGCCACACCCAUACCCUGUGCCCAAACCCGUACCUUACCCCGUGCACAAACCCGUUCCAUACCCAGUCAAAGUACCUGUCUAUGUGGAGAAACACGUUCCAGUUCUGGUCAAGGAACAUCACCAUGAAGGGAUCGGUUUCGGGAUAGGACAUGGAAUCGAGGAAUUUGGAGGGUUCCAUCACCAUUUGAAGGGGUACCCACCCAACUUGCUGGGCUUGUGCGUUGACUUGAGUACCAUAAGCCCCAGACUGGUCUUGUUCAGAAAAACCCCCUGCGUUAUCACCGCCGUGGAAGCCUCCCUCAAAGCCUCCACCUUCUUGGCCUUCUUCGUGGACUUCGUUCAAUUGCUGGUGUCCGAACUAGCCCCCCUGGUGGCCUUUGAACUCUUCGACUGGUACUGGGAAAGGCUUGGGCACUUCGAAAGCGACAGGAACCUUUUUGAUUAUUUCGACAGGGACUGGGUGGGGUACUUUGACGAGUUUGGUGUGUACAACGGGGUAGGGCUUGGGGACUUCGAUGGGAUGGGGUACUGGAACUGGUACUUUGACAGGAUAGGGGUGGGGUUCUUUGAUUACAACUUUUUUGUGCAGUUUUCCGUAAUGCGACUCAUUUGGGACCCCUUCAAGGUGGUGGCCCCCGUGAUGCUCGAAGCCGGGACGAGCGUUGCUUCACUGGUACUAGCAGUCGCCAGCAUUGCCCAAUGCGGCGAGGCUAAAACCGACGACAAGAAAACCGAAAAACGUGGUAUCUUCAGUAGCAGUAUUGGGAGCGGCUACGGGGGCGGCUACGGCCAUGGGGGCGGCAUCAGCAUCGGUGGUGGCAGCCUCGGCGGCCAUGGAGGUGGCAUCAGCAUCGGUGGCGGCCAUGGAGGUGGCAUCGGGGGCGGAAGCUUCGGCGGCCACGAGGGUGGCGGAUUCGGCGGAGGAAUCGGGGGCGGAAUCGGCGGAGGAAUCGGUGGUGGAUUCGGCGGCGGUUUCGGAGGCGGAGCCGGAGGUGGUGGCGGCGGCGGCGGCGCUACUGUAACCACCAUCACCCAAGCUGUGGGAGUACCAGUGCCCCAGCCCUACCCAGUCACCGUCACCCGCCCUGUCCCAGUCCCAGUACCACAACCCGUGGCUGUCCCAGUACCACGCCCAGUGCAAGUACCAGUGCCGGUACCACGUCCCGUUGUUGUUCCCAGACCAGUCCCUGUGACUGUAACGCGCCCAGUACCAGUACCAGUUCAGGUCCCUGUCCAAGUACCAGUACCACAACCCGUUGGAGUGCCAGUACCUCAGCCCUACCCAGUCACUGUCCCACAGCCCGUUCCCGUUAGGGUACCACAGACCAUCGUGGUUCCAGUCGCGCAACCUGUCUUUGUUGGAGGCGGCGGUGGUGGAGCCGGCGGCGGCGGAUUUGGAGGAGGAAUCGGUGGUGGAAUCGGAGGAGGAAUUGGAGGUGGCAUCGGGGGAGGAUAUGGAGGAGGCCACGGGCUCGGAGGAGGAUUAGGAGGAGGAUUGGGAGGUGGACAUGGUUCCAUCAGUAUUGGCAGCAGUUAUGGCGGCGGCUACGGCGGCGGUUACGGAGGUGGACACUCUAUCUCUUUGGGAUCGGGAAGUUUCGGAGGACAUGGAAGUUCUUUCGGAAGCGGAUCCUUAGGAGGACAUGGUUCUCUCGGAGGUGGGUCUUUGGGAGGACACGGAGGUGCCACGAGCUAUUCCAGUAUCUCUAUUGGAGGAGGCCACAAAUACUAACUAAAGACUAUCCAUUCACCUCAUUUCAUCAGCUCUCAAAUUUCAUAGCGAUUCAUCCUAUUGUGAUACCAUAAGUAUUUUGUUGAUUUUGAUGGUAUUACCAUCUGUGUAUAUAUUUUACAUGCACUUUAAUAAAGAUCUAUUUUACUAGA